Clunio marinus is the source of this 195-nucleotide messenger RNA. The record is from the annotation of a GenBank genome assembly. NCBI's taxonomy places the organism in Eukaryota, Metazoa, Arthropoda, Insecta, Diptera, Chironomidae.
AUGGUGAUGACACUAAAAGUACCACCCACGCUGUUUGCUCGAAACGAAAAUAUGUCGACAGCACCUAAUCCAUUAAAAAAUGUCAGCAAACCAAUUAAAUUUUUAAAAUGUUUCAAACUUCUUGUCACGUGGGAUUGGAAAUGUAAUCAGCGAGAAGUAAUUUUGCUAUGCCACGAGAAGCUUUUUUGUAAAUAA